This is a messenger RNA of Purpureocillium lilacinum, 387 nucleotides long. RefSeq lists its product as uncharacterized. Lineage: Eukaryota; Fungi; Ascomycota; Sordariomycetes; Hypocreales; Ophiocordycipitaceae. The record is from RefSeq and is a predicted model, not a curated record. Gene Ontology annotation, cellular component: cytosol.
AUGGGUCUCGCCAACGACAAGUUCCCCUCCUCCGUCGCUUUCGACGCCAUCGCCUCGGCCCUCGACUCCAGCCCCGAGGACCGCAAGGACGCCAUCAAGCAGGGCAACGCCGUCUUCGCCUUCACCCUCAAGAACAAGGCCGGCGAGACCGAGAGCUGGCACAUCGACCUCAAGGAGUCGGGCAAGGUCGCCACCGGCACCGGCGCCAAGCCUACCGUCACCCUGUCCCUCUCCGAGGAGGACUUUGGCAACCUGGUCCAGGGCAAGGCCAACGCCCAGCGCCUGUUCAUGUCCGGCAAGCUCAAGAUCAAGGGCGACAUCAUGAAGGCCACCAAGCUCGACCCCAUCAUGAAGAAGGCCCAGAACUCCGGCAAGGCUAAGCUGUAA